AUGAUCAAGGCUGGUACUGUUACCCAAAUAUGGGUACGAACCUUAGAAGGUUCUGUGGCAGGCAAACCAGUACACUUCUUAACCUAUGGCGGCUGUUACAUAAUUGAUGCUGGUUUAUCUCCCUCCAGCAACUGCCACCUCCAAAAUCACUGGAUCCCUCACGGCCAAGCUCGCUGCUUCAACCUCCACCCCGAAGAUGCACCACCUGAGUGGGAUCCCUGGGCCGUUAAGAAAAUGUUGCAGCUCAGCACCGCGUCCAUGUCAUGCGGCUUCGGGAAGCCACUCAUGGGAGGCCCGCUCCCACAUCCGAGACAUCCUUGCCAGUGCAAGUUCUGUGAAACGCCAGAACAGUAUUGGAGUUGGCAGAAGAGUAUGGAUGUGAGUGCGGUGGGAAAGAAUUUACCCCCGCAGGUGAUGUAUAGGGAUUCAAUAUUUUAUCAGGACAGGGAAUAUAUGAGGCAUAUGAAUACAUUACUUGCCGGCGUUCCUAUAUCAGAUGAGGAGAAGGCAGAACCUAAGGAGUAUUUUGAACUCGAUAGAUGA
This is a messenger RNA of Coccidioides immitis RS, 543 nucleotides long. RefSeq lists its product as uncharacterized. The record is from RefSeq and is a predicted model, not a curated record. Lineage: Eukaryota; Fungi; Ascomycota; Eurotiomycetes; Onygenales; Onygenaceae. The transcript is spliced from 4 exons. The coding region runs from base 1 to 543 and encodes 180 amino acids.